Messenger RNA from Bactrocera tryoni, 666 nucleotides. Its product is annotated as keratin, type I cytoskeletal 9-like. The transcript has a single exon. Bases 1 to 666 code for a protein of 221 amino acids. NCBI's taxonomy places the organism in Eukaryota, Metazoa, Arthropoda, Insecta, Diptera, Tephritidae. The record is from RefSeq and is a predicted model, not a curated record.
AUGCAAUAUUGCAACAGCAAUAGCAACAACAGCGCUGCUAGCGGAAGCGGCAGUGGCAGCGGCAGCGGUAGUGUGGGCGGUGGCGGUAGCGGAGGUGUUAGCGGCAGCAUCAGCGCUUCGUUAAUGGGUAGUGGGAGCAGCAGCAGUAAUUGUGGUGGCAGCGGUGCAAGUAGUGGCGGUGGUGGUGGCAUAUAUGGUGAGGGCAUCAAGCAUUUCAGCGGCGGCGGCAAUAACUACAUUGGCGUAGGUGGGCGUGGCACUUAUGGCCUGCACGAUGGCAACGAAGACUACGCAAUGCUGCCACACUAUGGUGGUGGUAGUGGCAGCAGUAGCGGCGGCGGCAAUGUCAACAAUCGCAGUAACUUGCAACAUCAGUAUGCGUCCACACAGCAGCCGCAUCAGCAGCACCAACAGCAACAACAACAACAAUUGUCCAACCAAUAUCAACAUCAGUAUCAGCAACAUCAUCACCAGCAGCCACAACAGUUGGCCAUAAAGCUGUCGCCAGGCAGCACACCGCCACCGGCAACAACUCCACUAACAGCAACAACAACAAUGACAAGUGCACCGCUGCCGCUACUGCAUUUGCCGUCGGCAGGAGCGCCCUUGUUGCCGCCACCAGCACCGCCGUCGCAUUUCUACGAAUCAACGGAUGAGUAUGCGUGA